AUGUCCACAGUCAUCAUCGGCGGCGGCAUAAUCGGCGCCUCGGUUGCCUACUAUCUCAGCAACGAUUCUGCUGAGAAGGAACAAGACGUACAUGUUAUAGAGUCAUCGUCGCAACUCUUCAGCGCCGCGUCUGGGUAUGCCGCGGGAUUCAUUGCCAAGGACUGGUUCUCGCCGGGUGUUUCGCCAUUAGGCGCGCUGUCGUUUGGUUUACAUCAGAAAUUGGCGGCGGAGAAUCACGGGCAGCGUGCAUGGGGGUAUAUGCAAGGGACGGCGCUGAGUCUUGAUCUUGAUGAGAGGGAGGCUGGUGUGCGUGGGAAGGAAUGGGUUAGUGAGGGGGCGAGUCGAGCAGAAGCUGUUAAUAAGAGGGAGCAUACGGUCGUGGAGGAGGGUGAAGCGCCGGCGUGGUUGACAGGGGGGCGAGCGGAGGUUAUCAGUGAUGAAGGCGUUGGUCAAGUGGACCCGUUGAGAUUGUGUCAGUUUCUUCACGACAAGACGGUUUCUCGAGGGGUAACAUGGCAUCGUCCAGCGCAAGUGGUGUCUCUUACCAUAAACCCAAGUACACAGCUCAUCCAUAAACUGUUCCCAUCAGCAUCGAUUUGGCCGAGAAUUUCCCCAUUGGCUGGCUAUUCGCUCUUGCUUCGAUCACCUCGACAUACGCAAAUCCACGAGCAGGAGAGAUAUAAAGGGAAAAGCCACGCUAUUUUCGCAUCAUCAAACCCCCAUCUAGGCGGAUUCAGUCCGGAGAUUUUCUCUCGGCAAGGCGCAGAAAUUUAUAUUGCGGGCUUGAACAGCAGUGACCUUGCGCUGCCGACAAGAGCAGAGGGGUCAAAGUUUUUGAUAGACGCGCAGAAAAUUAAUGAAUUGAAGAAAGUCGCUGUGAAGUUAAUGGGGAAGCUAGCCUCAGGACACUCAGAGUCUUCUAGCGAAGUAGUCAACGACGAUGAUCUCCAAGUACUUCGAGAAGGGCUAUGUUUUCGACCAUUGUCAAAGACAGGUACCCCGAUUGUGUCCAGAGUCAAAGAUGAAUAUCUCGGCGCCAACAUCAAGUCAGACCACUCAGCUGUGGGCAGGAAUAUAGGCGGCGUAUUCAUUGCCUCAGGCCAUGGACCAUGGGGUAUUUCGUUGUCGCUGGGGACUGGCAAGGUCGUUGCUGAUCUGAUAGAUGGUGUUGAGCCAUCGGCUGAUGUUAGCGCGUUAAGUUUAUAUUCGAUUGAAGAGGACGGCUACAAUGACAGCAAUCGCGCGUUCCUGCAAGCUUUCAUGGCCCGGUCCAGCAUGACCUUUGAGGAGGCGAAGCCCGUGCUUGCUGCUAUUUUUUCAGCUCAUGAAAAGCGAGAAGUGCUACAAGAAGACAUCACGCAAGCCGAUUUCAACUCGUACAUCGCCACCGCGAACAGCGCAAUAUCGCCGUUUGAUUUGGAAAUCAAGGCUACGAAGCGACAGACUGUUAUCAACGGCGAAAGCAACGGCCAGACGCCAUCCCCGUUUGUCUAUGCCUUGGUGAAUACUACGAGCGACCCGCUCACGCAAUUGGCUACGAUGUACACUGUCGACGAAAUCGCGUUUGUGAAGCGCCUUCUAGACGCCAUGUUUGAGACCUAUAAUACGAGGAGAUGCGAGGCCAUGGUUGUGUCGAGCAUGCAGGCGAUACAGUUGGCAAAGGUUUCGUCGGGAGAUACAAGUCGCAGAGAUUCGACUGACCUUCCGGGGACGACGCAAGCUGGAGCGGCGCAGUCGCUGAGUAUGAGCCAAGCGGAAACAGUCCUGUCGAGUUUGGUGGAUGAGGGAUGGCUGGAGAAAAGUGCCAAGGGUUUCUUCAGUCUUAGUCCUCGCGGUCUCAUGGAGUUGCGUGGUUGGUUGGUGGAUACAUACAAUGAUGAGGACGAGGAGGGGCCUCAGUCGCGCCGCGUCAAGUUCUGUGCUGCGUGCAAGGAGAUCUUGACUGUUGGCCAACGAUGUGCAGACCGAAACUGUCCCGGACGUCUCCAUGACAUGUGUGUGCGCAGCUUUUUCCGGCUACAACAGAGUGAACGCUGCCCAGUUUGCAAAAUCGAAUGGCCUGGAGAUAAGUAUGUCGGCGAGAGGGCUUUGGCUGCCAACAAUCAGGGAAGACAACAGAGCAGAAAUACUCAAAUGACGAAUGGAACGAGCCAAGUUGAUGGUUCUGCAGAUCAGCCCAACGAGGAUGAUGCAGAAAGUUGA
Molecule: messenger RNA, 2202 nt
Organism: Talaromyces proteolyticus
Lineage: Eukaryota; Fungi; Ascomycota; Eurotiomycetes; Eurotiales; Trichocomaceae
Product: FAD dependent oxidoreductase superfamily
Exons: 6
Coding region: 1-2202 (733 amino acids)
Biological process (GO): double-strand break repair via homologous recombination; DNA damage tolerance
Cellular component (GO): nucleus; Smc5-Smc6 complex
Molecular function (GO): oxidoreductase activity; ubiquitin-protein transferase activity
Source: RefSeq, a predicted model, not a curated record